AUCAGUGCCCAGCAGUGCCACCCACCAUUUCCGCCCACCUGUGCCCAGCAGUGCAUCCACCUUUGCCUAGCAGUGCACCCUCUUGUGCCCAGCAGUGCACCCACCUGUGCCACCCAGCAGUGCCACACACCUGUGCUCAGAAGUGCCACCUACCUGUGCCCAGCAGUGCCACCCACAUGUGCCCACCCACAUGUGCCCACCAGUGCCACCCACCUGUGCCCACCAGUGCCCAUCAGUGCAGCCCAGCAGUGCUGCCAUCAAUGCCUAGCAGUGCCGCCAGUCAGUGCCACCUAUCAGAGCUAUCAGUGCCACCUAUCAGUGCCGCCUAUCCGU
This is a messenger RNA of Staurois parvus, 333 nucleotides long. Lineage: Eukaryota; Metazoa; Chordata; Amphibia; Anura; Ranidae. The record is from the annotation of a GenBank genome assembly.